This is a messenger RNA of Chelmon rostratus (copperband butterflyfish), 1645 nucleotides long. RefSeq names its product transcription factor IIIA-like. The coding region runs from base 88 to 1170 and encodes 360 amino acids. The record is from RefSeq and is a predicted model, not a curated record. The transcript has a single exon. Lineage: Eukaryota; Metazoa; Chordata; Actinopteri; Chaetodontiformes; Chaetodontidae. Gene Ontology annotation, cellular component: nucleus.
AGUACCGGUGUCAAGUUGAAAAACGUGCUCAGAGCAGAGCGAAUUAUUUCCUAUUUACAUUGGCUGUUAUCUGUCAAUGUGACGGAUAUGGAAACUACAACGGAACCGCAAAAACGUUACAUCUGCUCGUUUCCCGACUGCUCGGCGGCUUAUAACAAACAAUGGAAGCUGGACGCUCACUUGUGUAAACACACGGGGAAGAAGCCGUUCACAUGUGACCGCGACGACUGCGGUAAGUCGUUCUGUAGUCCCUACCACCUCGCGCGCCAUGAACUCAGUCACAGCGGUGUGAAGCCUUUCCACUGCACCGUGGAAGGCUGCGAGGAGGCCUUCACCACCAACGCAAACCGGACCAGACACAUCAGCCGCGUUCACACAAAGGGGCAGAAGAAGUAUGUCUGCCAAUCUGAGGGCUGCGGGCUCGAGUUCAAGAAGAACAAGCAGCUCAAGUCCCACAUGUGUGAGCAGCACACACAGCUGCCCCCAUACCAGUGCACUUAUGAAGGGUGCCAAAUGCGAUUCACCUUCCCCAGCAAACUGAAGCGACACGAGAAGGUGCACAGAGGGUACCCCUGCAAGGAGGAGGGCUGCAGCUUCAUGGGAAAGACCUGGACAGAGUACCUGAAGCACAGAAAGGAGCAGCACAAACUCAUCCUGAAAUGCGACCAGUGCAGCAAGGUGUUCAGGGACUCUUGGUUCCUGCAGCAGCAUCAGCAUGUCCACUCUGACACGCGGGUGGUCUUCAGGUGCACCAGGGAUGACUGUGACAGGUCAUUCACCACAGUUUUCAACCUGCAGAGCCACAUCCGCUCCUUCCACGAGGAGCUGCGGCCCUUCGCCUGCACCCACGCAGGCUGCACGAAGACCUUCACUAUGAGGCAGAGCCUGCAGCGUCACAGCAUUGUCCACGACCCGGAGAGGAAGAAGCUGAAGAGGCCUAAACCCAAAAGAUCUCUGGCUUCCAGGCUAAGUGGAUUCAACGAAACAAAGAAAGUGGUCUGUAAAAAGCGCAAUCAGCCUGAAUCUGUCCGAGAGUCUGCUGAAAAGAAGACCGAUCCACCUGGUCCAGUUGAGUUGGUGUCCCUCCUGCAGGACACGUCCUUGCUGUGCAGCCCUGCUGUUGACACGCAUGGACUUGCAAAUGCCCUGACUACACCACUGACAGUGUAGAAAAUGAAUCAUGAAUGAAGAAGUCAGCACAGAAGUAAGCAGAGAUUUUGGCUUGGAACCAAAUCCUGCUGCUCCGUCCAUCUGGGUGUCAUCACCUGCACUUUUCCUCUGCAUUUAAAUUAUUUGUGGAACUUCAUUUUCUGGAGCCAUUAAAUCCACUUUUUUGUGACAAAAUACACGUUUUGUAUAUAUUGUAAAUAGAAAAGCAGUUGUUGUAAAAUGCUGAAAGUCAUUGUUUAUUUGACUAUAAACUCUCGAUGUCUUGAUGAAUGUGUUUUGUGUUUAUUGCUCUUUUAAAUCAGUUCAGCCCAAUGUGAUAUCCUGUCCGGGAGCCUGAUGGAAAAAUUUUGGUCUAAUCACUUCGGGCAAGAGAAGAGAGAGAUCCCUCAGACUGUGCUUUUACUUGCAAGAAACUUUACUGAAGAUACAAAGUUUCUGUCCUCAGACCUUCAUCAGGUAAACCAGAGGGAAAAGA